This is a messenger RNA of Candidula unifasciata, 857 nucleotides long. Lineage: Eukaryota; Metazoa; Mollusca; Gastropoda; Stylommatophora; Geomitridae. The record is from the annotation of a GenBank genome assembly.
AUGGCAGAACAUGGAGCACACCUGACAUCUGGUGGUGUCAGUGACACAAAGAAGCCAAGCGUUUUUGAAGUGUUGGCCCAAGAAAGUCUUCAGUCUACAGUAAGACCUGCAAUACGACAUGCAGUCAGGGUCUUAUCUGAGAGGUAUCCUGAGCAUUUAGGACGAUUGUUUCGGCACUUUGAUGAAAUUUUCCUUGUGUUUGACACAGUAGUGCAGUCGUACUAUCUCAAAAAAUAUGGUGGAUCCUUUGCAGAAAACUUCUAUGAUUUGAAACGAGCUCCCUCUGGCAGACCAGAUCAACCCCUUCUAUCAAAACACAGGCUUGCAUCUCUUGCUUGUUUGGUAUUGAUUCCAUACAUGAGACACAAGUUGGACAGCUAUUAUGAAUCCCUUAAGUACGCAGAGGAACUGACGACAAAUAGUAGAUCAUUUCUGCAGCAAAAUAUGAAUAUGAAACGGAGGGUGAUAAGACUGUAUUUAUUCCUAUAUCCAUACAUUCAUUCACUCUGGGAAUGUUUAACCCUGGCGUACACAUUGUCGUACAUGCUGGGGAAGAGCCGGUGGCACAGUCCCAGCCUGCAUCUGUCCGGCACAGAACUUUUCACCACUCGGUUACUGCAUCUUGUCAAGAUGAUACUAAACACAGCAGCUGUGUGUCUAUCCACGAGUUUGUCUGUUGGUAUGUUUUUCCUCCAAUUCCUGGACUGGUGGUAUGCUAGUGACAGUAGCGCCACCUCCCUCACGGCGCUGCCAGUGCCUCUGCCUCCUCUGAAGGAGCACCUGAAGAACGUCAACCAUACUUUAUGUCCAUUGUGUUUACGCUUUAGAACAAACAGCACAGCACUGGCUGUAUCUGG